UGAGAAAGCAAAAAUACAAAUAUGAUGUGUAUGAUGUGCGAAUGUCUUCUGAUCUCGAGAUGCUUAUCAAUGCUGUUAUUUGUGGUGUUGGAAUCGGAAAGGGACCCCUACAAGCACCGAAGCAAACAUGAAAGAUCACGACCCAGAGAUCCACCUAGCCAACGUCACCACUUUUCCCUCUCUCUCUUUCGUCCCAUGUCGUUCCCUAGCAUCAGCCUUUGCUGGACAUGCUUCCCACCUGUCAAACAUGAUUCACAAAUCACCUGCAUCCAGACCUCGUAUUUGCCUUGUAAGCAGAUCUGAGAACGGGAGGCCCUCAGUGGGAAGAGGAGGAGCAUCA
Trichoderma harzianum CBS 226.95 is the source of this 340-nucleotide messenger RNA. RefSeq lists its product as hypothetical. The transcript has a single exon. Lineage: Eukaryota; Fungi; Ascomycota; Sordariomycetes; Hypocreales; Hypocreaceae. Bases 25 to 303 code for a protein of 92 amino acids. The record is from RefSeq and is a predicted model, not a curated record.